UAUCCAACCAACCAGGCAAAGGCAAUGUCUCCAAAUAUGCCAGCCACCUUCAUGUUCCCAGACAUGACCAAACCAUACAUCACUCAACCAGCAUGCAUUCCCUCCACCCAGAUAUUAAGCCAUGCAGGCACAAAUGCACUCCAGAUGGGCCCAAACCAGAGGGGCUGAAGGGGAAAGACAGUGUAGGGCUGUCUGCAGAAUUUGAAUUGGCCUCAAAAGGAACCAAAACAUAUGAAAGGCAAGCAAAAUUCUCUGAGAAGAAACAGCACCACUUUAUGGUUGAAAACAACCAAGUUUCUGGAGAAGGGGCUGAGGGGAGGGACUUCACGACUAGUUGGUGUGAGACUUUUCAUGAUCAGCAUUUCAGGCAAGUUUUGGACCAAACUAGAGCUGAAUCUUUGCCCUGGUUUAGUGAGGAUGAUGUGAAGAAAAUGAAUCUCCUUGCCAGAGGCACUGUGUUGAGUAAAGACAGAAUUCCAGGCCAUGGCCAAGUGCUUCAAGUGGGACUUGGUAGUUGCAAUGAAAACACUACAUUACUAAAAGGGGACCAUAACAGACUCUGCCAGACAGGGCAGUGUGCCCUGAUAAAGCGCCCCAGUGAUUGGUUUGAGGUUCUUGCGUUCCAUUUGGACAGGGUCUUGGGUUUGAACCGCAGUCUUCCAGCAGUGCUAAGGACCUUUAAAAGUGACCUAUUACCAUAUAAGUAUACCAGUGGUUCUGGCAGACCUGUGGUGUGGUGGGACCCAGAUAUUCAGCAUCUAGCUGAUGAUGAUAAUGACCAGAACUCUUUUUCCCUCACCUGGCCCCAGUAUCAGGAUCUGCUAAAAGCAAGAUGUGGGAUGCAAGUGCCUCUGAACUCAGCAGUGUGUGUAGGUGUACACCAUUCAGAGUGGGGAAGAUUGGCACUGUUUGACUUCCUGUUACAGGUAAAUGACAGACUGGACCGGUACUGCUGUGGGUUCCAGCCUGACCCUGCUGAUAUGUGUGUGGAAAACCUUCUGAAUGUCAAAUGUGCAAACCCUAAACAUUUAAUGCUGGUGCAUAUUCUGGUUCGGAGGACAGAUCCCUCCAGACUAGUGUUUAUAGAUAAUGCAGGCAGGCCUCAUCAUCCACAAGACAACCUCAACUUCAGACUGAUUGAGGGCAUUGAUGAGUUUCCGGAGAGAGCCAUCUCAGUGCUGCAGUCUGGCUGUCUGGAGCAGCUGCUCCUGCGCUCGCUGUCUAUGGAUAAGGAGCUGUGGGUGAGUCAAGGAGGAGCAGCAGGCCUCAGAGCCACCAUCUACACUCUUCAGCACAGAGCUCGAAUCCUGCUGCAGCACAUCCAGAACAAGAGAGUAAACAGAGAUCUGUGAAACUAUACCUAUUUAAAAGAACUUAUACUGACUACAAGCAGGCAAGUUAAAAGUUUGCAUGUUGUGAUUUUUAAAAUGAAUAAUAGGUGGUGAUAUCUGCAGCUGCUGCUGCAUUGUGUGCAAAAUAGUAAUAAUAUACUAAAGGUGGUGCUACAGUCAUUUGGCAAUGUGAAACAACGGCUUGGUGCAGUGCACUUAUAAGAAAGUAGGUUAUCUAAUA
This is a messenger RNA of Ictalurus furcatus (blue catfish), 1572 nucleotides long. It is a transcript of the gene gask1a, whose product is annotated as golgi associated kinase 1A. The record is from RefSeq and is a predicted model, not a curated record. NCBI's taxonomy places the organism in Eukaryota, Metazoa, Chordata, Actinopteri, Siluriformes, Ictaluridae. Gene Ontology annotation, cellular component: Golgi apparatus. The transcript is spliced from 4 exons. The coding region runs from base 93 to 1352 and encodes 419 amino acids.